CGUCAUAUUUACAAGCGCUUCGAAACAGUGAAUCAUUUUAGUUGGUUCAAUUGAUUCGAAGCAUCGAAAAGCUUCGUUUCUCCCAUCACUAAAACAGCGAACCAGAUCAGACACAGAACAUCAUUAAAACAACGACCCUAUGACAACGAAUGACAAAGGUCAACUAUAAAACUCUGGGUUAUUUAUACACGUGGGUAACAAGACAGACCUGGGAACCAAUCAGAAAAUGACACUACAAGGACUACAAACACGAAUGGCAGUACAGAACGUCAAAAUAAAAGUACAGGAAAGGGGAACACAAGGACAAGAUACGUGACAGAUACUUUUUAUGGAAGCCGAUGCUGUAGUAAUGCUUCCUCCCAAGAGCUGCCUCCCCAGGAACUACAGCUGUAUCGCCAGUCUGUUCGGAAGCUUGGCAUCAUCCGAGCAGAUGCUUGAGGACGAAGAAAUGGAAGGAGACGUUGACACGAAUAAAGACUGCGAAACACAGGAAAUCAGCGUAGUGAAUGAGAAACCAAGAGGAAGAGAGGCACUUCUGAAGCCUCCACACAGCCCGACAGCCCGUCGCAGGUGCAAAUCUCUCCCCACGUCGGCUGAAAGAGCCAAGCUAGAGAUUGCACGAAGCCGGAGCCCAAGCAGCCAGAAAAAGGUCCGAUUCGCUGAUUCAUUGGGUCUGGACUUGAUCUCUAUUAAACACUUUAAUCAGAUGGAUAUGCCCGAGGUACCAGAGCGCAUCAUUGACAAAUUCAGAAAAGCCAGAACUCUCCAUUUCAACAACUUCGAAAAAUCCAACACAUCAAGUCAGUCUGUGUUUAUGGAGAUGCUCUUCACAAAUCCAGGUUCAUUGCCAGACUUCCCGAACAGAGUUAAAGAAAAAAAGGUUUUACUAGAGUCUGUUCAGGCGGAUGAGUUUAGUCUAUCAGGAAUCGUUCGGGUUCUUAACCUGGCAUUCGAGAAAAAGGUCUAUUUGAGGUACACCUUAAAUAACUGGACGACCUUUAUGGAUAUUCUCGCGUUUUACGUUCCCCGUUCAAGUGACGGGCUGACUGACAAGUUUAGCUUCAAAAUGAUCACUCCUAACUUUAUGGAGUGCGGAGGAACCCUGCAGUUUGCCAUCAGGUACUGUGCCGGCGGAGGUGAAUUUUGGGAUAACAACAAUGGGAAUAAUUAUAGAGUAAGACGCCACAGGUUUAAAAUCUCUCCUUUGAGGGAAUGGGAAAACGGAUGGAUCCAUUUCAUUUAAAGCACAAACUGGCGCUAUGUGCACAUUUACAAACUUUAACCCUGCGUCCGAAAUAUCUACUUCCAUACUAUAACGUAUGCGAAAUAAAUAGUAGGCCUAUGUCCAAAACCUCAGUAUGGAAAAAAACGACAUUUGCGACAAAUACCCGGAUGGUUAAAUCGUGAUUAAAUUGAACCUGUUUAAAAACACUUGAAUUACUUAUAUUGCAUUAAUGGGGUGUUUUUAUGUGAAUGAACAUACGGUCACAUGACAAUGAAAAUAUGGCGUACUAUGUCCGUAUUACUGCGCACACACACAUACGUUGAAUGUAGGUCUACUGUAGAGGUCAAUCAGUCGGUACACGGACGCAGGGAAGCGUGUAAAAGGCUUGGUUUAUAAAUUAGUGUUAACUGCGUGACGUAGCAGUUAAUCAGCAGUAAACAAGCGGUAUCAUUUAUAUUCAUGUAACAAACGGGUGCAUUUAACACACCGGCGUGCUUUUAUUUUUAUUCCCAUGCUUUUGCUGUUAAAGUAGGCUACCGUAUAUUGUGUAGUAAUUACGUAAUGCCUACUGCGUCAUAAUCACCACGCGGGGGUUUUUGUACAUACGAUUGUAGCCAAGGUCUCAUUGAAGCUUCAUUGUAUCUGACCCAAUGAUAAAUUAAAGCUGGUAUGUAUUUAAUCACUUAGACCUUUCAAAAGAUAAGUGUAGGGUCAGUGUAAGAACUAGCUUAAGCUUUCUUCACGAGGUUUAAAAUGCUAUUGCAAUGCAAUUGCUGUAAAAUUCCAUGUUUAUUCCUUAAAUGCAGUAUAGCAUUUGAUGGCUAUUAAAAAUAGACACCAUAACAUUCCAGUUGGGAAUUUCUGUGCCACUAGCAGCAACAAAUAUAUCUGGAGAAGUGGUUGUUUUCAAAAACGUGUCUAAUUUGCUAUGGUUCUCUCACACUGUCAAUUAAAGUAUAGUUUGGCUUCUCAACUACCUUUUCAAAUUGAAAAUGGAUGAUGUUUGCGAGGCAAAGACUGUCAGUCCUGUUUCAGUAAAGCCCACCUCUCUAUAAAUCUUAAACCUCUCGCCUGGCCAUGAUUAAUGCUUGCUUGCACACAAACUUUAUGGGGUAGUUCCCCGGACAGAGAUUAGCUUAAGCCAGGACUAUAAUUUAGUUUAAUUAGGACUUAUAUAACUAGUUUUAACAAACUUAGUAAAAACAUUACUUGUGUGCAUUUUAUGGCAAAACAAAGGGCACUGAUGUGUUUUAAGAUAUGUCAGUGCAAGUUGUUUUAAGUUUGGACAACUCUUACAUUUAUUUUAGUCUAGGACUAGUCUAAUCUCUGUCCGGGAAACCGCCUCUAAAGGUUUAAACUCUUAUUGUUGCACACAAAUAGCUAUCACUAAAGGCCCAUUUUAGCAUGGUUUAACAACUGUGAAAAAGUAAUGGUAUAAAAGUAAUAUUUUUUUAUGAGAAAGCCUUAUAGUAAUAGAAUAAGUUAAUGAAGAACAGAGAUAAAGCUUGCAGAGAUACACUGCUCAUUUAGCUUUUUAUGAGUUGACAGGCUAGAGUAACCAAAUUACAUUUUUAUCUUUCUCUGUGGCAAACUAACAAUUAUAAAAUACAUCAGUUACACGGUUAAUGUGUAUCCUUUGUGUUUUUAUUUUGUAAAAUAACUUCUCAGUGAUCCAUUUCAGAAAGUUAAUGUUGUCUUGUUGUUGACAUGGCCUAUUUUUGAUUGAUUAGUUGUGGCACUAUUGCCGUGUACUUUGUGGUAAGAAAUGGCAUUGUCUGAAUAAUAUGAUAUCAAAUGUUUGUUGAGUGGUAGUGUUUAAUAUACCUCACCCUGUGUAAGCUUCAAGUCUGAAGAUAUACUAUAUAUUGAGUACUAUAUAUGUGUAAAUUAAAAGUUUUAAUAAUUUAAAAGUUACAGAAAGUAGUUGGUUGUCGCUGGGCGAUACAGUAGAAAAUAUAUAUAUAUAUGUAUUAUAAGAUUUAUUGAGAGUUUAAAAUUUAGAAAUAAAAGGAAGCAGUCGGUGGUCGCUGGUCAGACAUCGGCUGGGCAAUACAAUAAUGGGAGGCCAGUAGAUCAAUUUCCAGCUUCACGACAGCAGGAACUGGAUCUGUUAGUCUCAGUGUCCUCGGGUUCGAGGAAGAGACAGGGAGAGAAAAACAAAAUCCUAUUAGCGUGGGGCCGCUCAUAUAUAAUGCAGGUGUCAUGGAGCAUAAUGGAUGAGAAUAUGAUUCAGAAAGAGCUUCCUGGUAUUUUAGUGCUUCCUGUGGAAUGUUUUUAACAGACACCAGUUCAGAGUAAGAGAAAAUAGACUAAGUUAUUUCACAAACAGACAGUAUAUUUUAUCACAAAAUAUUUGACAAACAAUAUUUUAACAAACAAUAUAAGCGUACAAAUAUUAAAAUGUACAGAAGGGUCCAAGGAAACCAGAGCUCAACAUUAAUGCUUUUCCAGUACAGGUUUAAAGGGACAUUAUUGUAACUUGCCUGAUUAAACCAUCAUUAACUAGAGCACAUAUAUCUAGAGCACAUAUUGUAGACUGACACAUAAAGGGAGAGGUGUCCUUAGGACACAUUAGAUUAUUAGAACGCGUAAAAAAACAUGCAGUGCUUUUCUUUUGACACUGGCAGUUGUUUUAUUUUUUAUUUAGCUAGCUAUCUAGUAAUGAGCAGCAAAACACCAAAUAAAAAUUAUUAUAUUUUAAAAAGAUUAAAAAUUUAACAUUAAUCACGAUCGUUAUGGUCUAUUUUUAUCUGUUAUAUUUAUCCAUGUUUUAAUUUGUUCAUGAUAUUUAUGUAAGUACAUUGUUACUUCGUAUGAAAGAAGCCUGUUAAUUAUGUAGUGAUUUUUACACGGGCAACAAUUGGGUCAUCAUGAGACACACACGCACACACACUUGAGGUGAAACCUCCAUUGUAAUGUGUAUGGCAUACUACCCAAUUGUUGCCCGUGUAUGUAUUCAUGAGAAAGUGUAGUUUUGUGUUUGUUACGGUCCUGAGAGCGUCUGCUAUCUCAUAUACACACAUGCAGGUGGUGACAGGUUGCACCUCAUUCAGUAUAUUCACCCUUGUUCAGUAUAUUGAUCAGGGAGUCUACCACUUUAAGUGCUGCCUCAAUCACAAAAUACUUCGGGAGUAUAUAUAUAUAUAUAUAUAUUUUAACUAACAGUAAGCAUUUUUCUUUCCAUGUCUGACCAUGUGAUCACUGUUGCUGUUUACCAUGUCACUACUGAUUUAAAGCAACUUAAGCAGUUAACAUUUUUAUAGACUUUGGUUUAGAUGCGUGAAUAAGCAAUUUACUUGUCUGAAAGAAAAAGGAAUUGUUCAUAAAAAAAAGAAAAUUCACAUAUACACACGUAUGACAUCCCAGUUGUAUCUGUCUUUCUUUUUCAGUUGAAUAAUUUUAUAUUAAAAUAUCUUUAUGUUGGGCCUCUUAGCUUGCACAAGUGCAAAGGCCAAUUUUUUCAUGUAAAAAAAACUAAAACCACGAAGGCGUGGACGCAGUUGUUUUAGUUUCCUUGUCAGACCCAAAAUUUAUGGGAGGAGAAUAUUUAAAUUCAUAACGCAAAGCGAUUUAAAAAUGUUUGCACUUAUCAGUUUUCUAGUAUUUGCACCAUUAUUUAAAGCCUAAUAAAUGUUUUAAGUUAUAUGUUGUGUUCGUGAUGGAAAUGAGAUGGUUCUGUAACGUGCGCCUUAAUGCUCAAGGUCAAGUCCUGAAAUGUGUAAGAAUAUUCAGUCCGAGUUUCAGCAGCAAUGUUGUAUCGUUUUAGUGACAAAUGAUUGUAACUGUGUCGCAGAUAAGUAUGCAUAAAGCCCUUGUCCUUUGGAAAUUAUAUAUCAUAGUAUAUGUGACUACUAAACAUACAGAUUGCUUGAAUGUUGUUUGUUUUAAAUAAGCAGAAGCUACACCACUUAAAUGCCUUUGCUUUGUGGUUUCUUUAGCACUGGUUUUAUUCUUGUUUUAAAAACAUAAUUUUUUUUAGUUUAACUAUUGUCUAAAUGCUUGGGGUAGUUUAAAGUCAAAUUAAAUGCACUGUUCAACUUAAGUUCAAUGCUGGCUAUUUCAACUUAUCAUCAUAAUAAUUUAGAUGUUUAAAGAAAUUUGAUGUUUGUGUAAAAAAACUUGAAAUGUACUUGUUUGUUAGUUAUAAAUAUUCUGUCUCACAAAUGUAUUUAUUUUAAUCUAUGCAAUACUUGUCUGUAAUGUUUUCUUUGAUUGUAUCUGUGUGUUGUUUAUUGUUUUACUUUAACAUAGUAGCACAUAGUUUGCAUGUAUUUGUGGCAAGCCUGCAGUUUACUUAUAUGGUGAAUGUCCAUUGCUGUAUAAUUUGUUGAACCAUGUAUUUAAAGUAGAAAGGUUAUUGUGUAAUACCCUUAUUGUUUAACCACUGUGCUGUGUUAAUAAGUAAAAUGAACACCAUAUUCUCAGUUAUGUUUGCUAAUAAAAUUCUUUCGUAUUUUAAAAUCUA
This is a messenger RNA of Paramisgurnus dabryanus, 5690 nucleotides long. Its product is annotated as protein phosphatase 1 regulatory subunit 3E. The record is from RefSeq and is a predicted model, not a curated record. Gene Ontology annotation, biological process: regulation of glycogen biosynthetic process. NCBI's taxonomy places the organism in Eukaryota, Metazoa, Chordata, Actinopteri, Cypriniformes, Cobitidae. Gene Ontology annotation, cellular component: protein phosphatase type 1 complex. Gene Ontology annotation, molecular function: glycogen binding; protein phosphatase 1 binding.